GUCUUCAGAAGGUGGUCAGUGGCGGCUCCUCGCCUCUGCGAUGUCAAAUGUGGACAAGAGAUCACGUGCCAAAGCGAUAACUAUAAUCGAAAAUACCAAAUAUGUGAACUAAAUAACCGCACCAAGGAGGCGAGACCGAAAAAUUUCCUUUCAGCUCCCGCAUGGUUUUACAUCCAGCGAUUGAACGACAGAGGUAAAAAAACAAAAGUCUUUCUAUCUAAGUGAUUCGUGUUUCUUUAAAUCUUCGCCAUCGUCAGCCUGAUUCCUUCUCACCUGGAAGAACUAAGAAUAGGAAGUGAACGUAAAAUACAUCUUUACUUCAGCUCCCUUAAGUUCUAUCCCUGAAUUACCAGGGCUGUCUUGUCGCGAAAUAAAGGUGAGUGAAGCUAAACUCUCUAUAAGCGGCAAGCACUGGCUCGAUCCAACCAGGAAAGGAAAGGCAAAACUGAUUUACUGUGAUAUGGUUAACGAAGGCGGGUGCUAUAAGUUUGCUUGAGUUAUUUUAUUUUGUAACGAGUUCUAAGUAUCAUAAAACUUUUAUAGAUUAUGCUAUUAUUGAUAUCAUUAUCAUAAUAUUUGGUUUGGAUUAGUUCUAGCGUGGAUGUCUCUCUCAAGUUGCUCUAACUUAGUCACUGCUUCUCUUUUGACAUCCUAGAUUGGAUGAAUGUACAUUUAAUAUCAGCGACUGCAAUGUGAAUGCAAACUGUACUAACACGUAUGGUUCUUACAAAUGCACAUGUAAAAAGGGAUACACCGGCGAUGGACACUCAUGUUCAGGU
Pocillopora meandrina is the source of this 779-nucleotide messenger RNA. The record is from the annotation of a GenBank genome assembly. Lineage: Eukaryota; Metazoa; Cnidaria; Anthozoa; Scleractinia; Pocilloporidae.